Molecule: messenger RNA, 6673 nt
Organism: Anarrhichthys ocellatus (wolf-eel)
Lineage: Eukaryota; Metazoa; Chordata; Actinopteri; Perciformes; Anarhichadidae
Product: aryl hydrocarbon receptor-like
Exons: 11
Coding region: 427-3531 (1034 amino acids)
Biological process (GO): regulation of transcription by RNA polymerase II; xenobiotic metabolic process; response to xenobiotic stimulus
Cellular component (GO): nucleus; aryl hydrocarbon receptor complex
Molecular function (GO): transcription cis-regulatory region binding; nuclear receptor activity; protein dimerization activity
Source: RefSeq, a predicted model, not a curated record
CCCUGUCAAAUCACACAACGAGGGUGACGCGUAGGCGGAGGACUUUACGUAAAAACGCCUCCGAGGACUUUUUUUUUAACGCGUAAAAGUCACGGUGUUUGCGGUAAAUCGGUGUGGAAACACUGAUACGUGUGGAUUAUAAUACAACUGUUGUGGUACUUAGCCAACGUCUCGCUGGCGUUUGCAGCAACUAAAGUAUUGUUGUUAGUAUUGUUUGGCUCAGUGGCGCACGAGACGCACACCAACCGAGGACUGACGUCAGGGGGAUUUUACGGUCUCUUCUUUCAUACUUUGUUUUAUCGGUUAUUGUUUUUCUGAGGGAUGUAAGUUUACCGAUGUGGAGCUGGUAACGUGUCCACGAAUAACCGGGAUAAAGCCACUUUUGUUUAGUUUCUUCUUCAGCCCUUCACUUUGCCUGCGUUCACCAUGCUGGCGAACACGGCGCUUUACGCAGCGAAGAAACGGAAGAAGCCGGUCCAGAAAAUACCCAAACCGCCGCCUCCCGAUGGCAUCAAGUCCAACCCGUCCAAACGGCACCGCGACCGGCUCAACGGCGAGCUGGACAAGCUCACCAGCCUGCUGCCCUUCACCGAGGACGUCCGGGCUCGGCUGGACAAGCUGUCGGUGCUCCGCCUCAGCGUCGGCUACCUGAAGGUGAAGAGCUUCUUCAGCGCCACCAUGAAGAAAGGCCAGAACAGCUCCAGCUGGACCAGCGAGCGGAGCCUCAUGUUCGGGGGCAACGUCCCGAGCGCGCCGACUCCGUCCACCUCCUCUUCCUCAGGAGCUUUCUCCUCCCAGGUGGCCUCCAUCGACGGCGUGGGCUUCAGUGAGGGCGACCUGCUGCUUCAGGCGCUGAACGGCUUCGUGUUGGUGGUAACGGCUGAAGGCUACGUCUUCUAUUCGUCUCCCACCAUCCAGGACUUCCUGGGCUUCCACCAGUCGGAUGUCGUCCACCAGAGCGUGUUUGAGUUGAUCCACACCGACGACCGAGCUCUCUUCAGACGGCAGCUUCACUUCGCUCUCAACCCGAAUACCAGCCAGCAAGACGGCAGCGCGGAGAGUCUCAGCGAGCAGAGCUCGGCGGAGGUCAGCACCAACGUGAUGACCUACGACCCCCAGGCCAUCCCUCCCGAGAACUCGUCCUUCCUGGAGAGAAACUUCUGCUGCCGUUUCCGCUGCCUGCUCGACAACUCCUCCGGCUUCCUGGCCCUGAACUUCCGCGGCCGCCUGAAGUUCAUCAACGGCCAGAACCGGGUGUCGGAGGAGGGGUCGCUGGUUCCGCCGCAGCUCGCUCUGUUCUCCAUCGCCACGCAGAUGCAGUCGCCGACCAUCCUGGAGAUCCGCACCAAGACGCUCAUCUUCCAGACCAAACACAAGCUGGACUUCACUCCCAUGGGCAUCGACAACAGAGGGAAGGUGGUUCUGGGUUACAGUGAAGUGGAGCUCUGCAUGAAAGGUUCCGGCUACAACUUCAUCCACGCUGCAGACAUGAUGUACUGCGCCGACAACCACUUGAAGAUGAUGAAAACCGGAGAAAGCGGCUUCACCGUCUUCAGACUUCUGGCCAAGACUGGCGUGUGGAUCUGGGUCCAGGCCAACGCCAGGCUGGUCUUUAAAGCCGGGAAACCGGACUUCAUCGUGGUCCGGCAGAGAGCUUUGAUAAAUGAAGAAGGGGAAGAUCAGCUCCGCCUCCGUCGCCUCCAGUUGCCAUUCAACUUUACCACUGGAGAGGCGCUGCUUUACGAUGUCGCUCCAACCGUCGAUGUCCCCGACCCUUGCUCCGGCCCCAAGCAAAGGAAGUUGGACGAUUACACCGUCAGCCGCGAAUCCAUCCUGGGCUGCAUGCUGAGUCAGGACCAGUCUCUCUACUGUGAACACAACAAGAACAACGCCUUCAACACCCUCAACGAUGCCGCCUUCAAAGACACCCACGCCACGGUCAGCGUUCCCAGAGAUAUGUGGGAGCUGGCGACACCCAAACCCCCCGUAGGGAGCCUGGUGAAGUCCGAGGCCACGGUUCAGGACAUGAUGGAGACCCUGCAGCAGAUCCUCAGGGAGAACGACCUCAGCGACACCCUGGACGUCGGGCCCGAGGAGCUGAAGAGCUGGGAGAGCACCCUGCUGAAGAUGAGCAGCAGCAGCUGCGAGAUGAACGAAAACCUGGACGACAUUCUCAGCAACGACAUCCUGAUGUACGUGGAGGAGCAGCUGCAGAGGGAGGGCGGGCUCAAGCUGCCGGAUCAGCUGGACGUCAUGCCGGACUACCUUUCCACUUUCCAGAACCGGAAUCCAGAGCAGGAGCAGAACUUCGGCUGGCCCCUGGAGCCCCAGAACCAGCUGAUACCAAAUGGAGGGCAGAUGGUAGCGGGACAAGCGCCCCCAAUCUUGGCCCACAUGAAACUGACCCACAUGGAUGUUCCUCAGCUGGGUUUAAACGGUCCAACCCUUCAGCAGACCACUUCUGUUGGUCUCCAACUGGGUCCAACCCUUCAGCAGACCACUUCUGUUGGUCUCCAGCUGGGUCCAACCCUUCAGCAGACCACUUCUGUUGGUCUCCAACUGGGACCUCCUGGUGCUCCAGUUACCUUCAGCCCCUCCAUGGCGGCUCAAACACAGAAUCAGGUCAGAACCCUGCAAGGUGCAGCCAAAGACAACAACCGCGGAUCAUUCUCGCUCAGGCAACCUUCAGCCAAUCAGAUUCAACCCAACCAAACGGCUCAACCAAUGCAGAGCCACCUUCAGAUGAGGACGCCGAACAUACCGACCGGCCUCCAGGACCAAAGCGCUACAAGACAGUUAAAUCCUGGGUUCAACGUUCAGGGAAACCAGUGGAACUCCUCCUCCAACGCAAGCCGAGCAGACAACUUUGUAGAAACGUAUGCUCAAAAUAUUUCAACUUUCCCCACAAGUUUGUCCUCGUCGAGCUGCGUGCAGGGCCGCUUUGCACUUAAGACACAAAACAACGUCAACCAGAGGCUGCCUUGGUCGCUGGACCAGCAGCUGAUCUCAGGUGGACCCCAACAGAUGGGCGCCCGCCUCAACCAAACGUCAGGAUUUCAGAGGAAUCCUCUGCAUGCCGUUAACAGCGGUCCGAUGUUCAGGACUCCGGAGACUUCAAACGUGCCGUUUCCCGUUCAGAAAAUCACGGAGCCGCCGCCUCCUUCCGCUCCUCCCAGCAGCUGUAUGUUCACAAACGGCCCCACGUCCGUGCCUGUGAAUGGAGUCCACAUCAGCCAGAGACUGAACCCCGUCGGACACCAGAUUCCCUCCAACCCCUCCUGCUUCUAUCAGGGUCUCCCCAGAGGGGCGUCCGUGCCGGGCAUGACGACCGUCCCGGAUCCGGAUGAGGCGCAGCUGUCCUUCCAAGUGACGGCCGGACUCGACCCGGACGGCCUGCUGCUGCAGCAACAGCAGCAGUACCUGAACUUCAGUGAGCAGACGCAGAUCAACAACCGUCCAGUCGUCGGGAACGGAGUCUUCCCGUUCUCCUCGCUGCCCAACCGGAACGCCUACUACUCAGAGAACCAAUAGGAACCGGCCGCCGGGACUUCUGGACGGCAGAGGAUCCCGCCAACAGGAAACAGAAAGACUCGUGUGGAUCAGACUGACGAACAGAAGGAGGACGAGGAGACCCAGCAGGACGCCUCUCCUUCCUCUUUUCUCUUCUUAUUAGGAAACAGUGAUGGCGGCUGUGUGGUUCAGGAUAUCUGGUCUUUGAGGAGGAAACAAUUUAUUUGUGUGGAGUUUAAUCAAAGGAAAAAAAGCAUGAAUUCCCUUUUUGGAGCUGGUUGGAUUAUACCAAAUAAAACAAGCUCGUCUGGGUUUUCGACCACGUUGACGGAAGUUUGUCUGCAGCUCAUCGUCGUCUCUUUAUCGGAGGUCAGACCUCAGGCCUCAUCCCUGAAGUCUUUUCUUUAACCACACACACACUGUACAAAAACACAAAUCUGACUCUUGUGUGUCCAAGUACGUCAUCGAGCUGCAGUGGGCUCAUCACUGCCCCCUGUGGCCGGAGAACAGAAGACACCCACUGCAACUACAGUAGCUUUUAGUUAACGCUUCACAGACGAAAUCCACCAGCAAAUUUAUGCUUUUUGGCUUUUUAAUCUUCCCUCCUGUGACGUAUGAAGUUAGUAUGUGUGGAACAUACUGGGUUGGAAGAACAUGUUGGAUGUUGUGAGGGCAGUUUCUGCUUUCCGUUGCAGCUAAAAACUACCAUAACGUACUGAUUCUCUGCGACCGCCACAGCCGAGCAUUGCAUCAAACUUUACUUCUUCAGAGGGAAAUGCAUCAUUUUAUGUCCUGCAUCAAACAAGAGAAAGGACUUAGAGAUCUGAGUGAACCUGGAUGAAAGGAUCCUCUGCCGUCUCCUACGCACAAACGCCAUACUCCCUAAAAACCUGUUUUCUAAUUUGAGCGCUCAGAAGGAUAAAAUAUAUCUAUAAAUAUCUUUUGUUGCUGUUUUUGUCCUUUUGAAAAUGCGUCUUGAUUACGUUAAUGUCAACUCUUUGCUGUCCCAGUGAGGGAGAUUUAGAUCUGCAGACAGCGUAUUAAAAAGAAAACGCACAACAAACUCUUUUUUAUAUUUUAAGAGCAUUCAGUCAGAGCGUUUAUCACCGAGCCAGCACUUCUUUCUUCUUUGAUGUUUCUGUGUUGUUGUUGUUUUCCUGUUGUAGGGAGAAAGAUACAGACGGUGCCUUAAACUGACAGAACGCAAAACCUCAAAAUGACAUUUUAAUAUUUGCAUAAAAAAAGGUAUCGUGGAAAUUUAAUAUUUGAUUGAAACCAAACUUGCCUUAAACUUCACGGAGCCAAUUUGUGUGAGAUUGUUUUUGCACUGUUCCUUUAAAGUGUUUACCAAAGCACAGUCAAGAGGAGUAAUUCACAAAAAUAAGAGCUUCAUCCUCCAGAUUAUGUCUUAUUUUAAUAUGACCCAACUUUAAAUUCAUGAUAAGUAAAGAGAUUUAUUUCAAAGUAGGUUUUAUUAGAUCCAAACCUGAAAGUUGGUAAUCAAUCUCUGAUCACUGAGACUGGACCCUUUAUUCAUUUCUCCGUCCUCUUUCCUCUUUCCUCUUUCUGUCCUUGUGGUUAAUUUAUCAACGUUCUUGCUCGGACGUCCGGCAGCAAGAAAGACAGAAGUAAAACAGUUUAAAGGCAGCUAUUGUAUUUUAUUUUUUAAAUGAGGAAAAGAAAUGGAAAACUCUUCACAUGUGCCUUCAAUUGACAUCUUUUCGAUUGUCUGAUUAUUUUUAAAUCAGCACUUCGAUUGAAAAGAAACACGAAAGAGCCUCAAACUGCAAGAAAUGUGCGUCGCUUCCUCCGAUACUGAGCCAUGAAAUCUGAUUCAUCAGCACUUUGUAAAGAAACAAUUCUUCUAGAAUAAGUAGGUUUCAGCUGAUUUAUAGAAGCUGCAAAAGACCAAAGUAGUGACAGCGGACUUAAAUGCCAAAAAGAGAGCCAUCUGUGAUGUUUAACUCUGCAGGAUACCAAAGGGAAAAGACGGUUUCAUGAGCAGGAAACAGACCACAACGAUUGCACCUGAAGACGGUUUGACAUUCACCAACUAAGAAUAAGAUGCGUUCAUGUCCCAAGUUUCCAGUCGCACUUAAAUCUGCCAUAUUUAGUUUUUUCUGACAGCUUCUAAAUGUCCAACUUGGUGCUCAACAGUGCAGCAAAAGGCAAACAAAUACGUAAGCCUGUCGUUAAAAAAUGUCUCUAGUUGCUGCUUUUCUUUGUCACAUCAUUUUAAACAGAAUAUAUUUAUGUUUUAGACAUUUUAAAACAGGAAGCAAUCAAUGUUUUUAAUAUUUUAUAGACAUUGAUGAGACAAAUCAUUGUUUUGUAGUUUUAAUUAUGACUUGGUGGUUGACAUAUGGAUUUGGGACACCACUUGUGACUUGCUGAAAGGCAUUCUGGGUAAUGUAGUGAACCCCUGACUGCAGUAGUAAAGGAGGCAGGUUGGGUUACAGUUUGUUAUGAUUGCUUUGGCUCAAGUUUUACAACAUAACGUGCAAAACCUUUCAUUUUAAGGCUCAAAAUGUAUCACAUUUAAUCAUAAAGAUUAUUUGGUUGCAAGUAUUUAAAAUGAUGCAAUACUUUCCUUUAAGAUCAUGUAGUUUAUUCAACAUAGUGUGUAAUAUAUUCACUAUUACAGUAAAUACAGAAUGUAAAGAUGAAGCGCAUCAGUCUGAACAUUGAGCCAGAGAAAGAAUUCACCAAAAAUCAACCAAAUAAAAUCAUCACAGAUGGAUUCAUGUUCAUCACAAAGUGAAGCUCUUGUUUCCGCCUCUUUGAAGCCCCGAGUGCUUCCAAUCAAGUGUUCAUAUAGAAAUAUUAAAUAUAUCGUGUUGCUUGCUUCUAGAUUUGUACUUUAUUAUACUUCUCAAUCCCGAGGAGGCCAAGGCUCCUAAUCGCAGUAUCUUUGUGUACCUGUAUAUAAAUAUAUAUAUUUGUCUUUUCUUCAUUUGGCUAUUGUCCUGUAUUGUGUAUUUUAUGUCAUAUUGCCUUAACCUGAUUCACGCCGCCUUUAUAUUUUGUACAUUCUCUGCACAGCAUAAACAUAUGUUAACCUCUUGCUAUGAUGUUUUUGUAACUUUUCAACAUAUUAUAUCUUGUGAGUUUUGCCUGUAGCAGUGUAUCGAGUGCUCACCGUAUUAAAGGUGAUCUGAUCACA